This is a messenger RNA of Megalops cyprinoides (Indo-Pacific tarpon), 762 nucleotides long. RefSeq names its product homeobox protein Hox-D3-like. The transcript is spliced from 2 exons. Bases 1 to 762 code for a protein of 253 amino acids. Gene Ontology annotation, cellular component: nucleus. The record is from RefSeq and is a predicted model, not a curated record. NCBI's taxonomy places the organism in Eukaryota, Metazoa, Chordata, Actinopteri, Elopiformes, Megalopidae. Gene Ontology annotation, biological process: regulation of transcription by RNA polymerase II. Gene Ontology annotation, molecular function: RNA polymerase II cis-regulatory region sequence-specific DNA binding; DNA-binding transcription factor activity, RNA polymerase II-specific.
AUGAAAGAAACACGACAGUUCGCAAAACAGAGACUACAAAGCUUCACUGAAUCAGGUGAGUCAGCCAACAGCUGCGGUGAAGCCAGCCCUCUGGGGCGUGGUGCUGGUGGUGGCGGUGGUCAUGGCUCGGGGUCAAAGCGUGCCCGCACGACGUUCACCAGCUCCCAGCUGGUGGAGCUGGAGAAGGAGUUCCACUUCAACCGCUACCUGUGUCGCCCCCGGCGGCAGGAAAUGGCCUCCCUGCUGAAGCUGUCUGGUCGGCAAAUCAAGAUCUGGUUCCAGAACCGACGCAUGAAGUACAAGAAGGACCAGAAGGGGAAGGGGAUGAUGGAAGGGAUGCCUGACUCUUCAGGGGGGCCCUCUCCUACCCCCAGCCCCAGCCCCUCCACAGCCUACACUGCGCCCAUCUUCCACCCCCCCUACAAGUCCUCCAGAAGUGCCUAUUGUGUGGCUGUUUACAGUGCUCCAGACCGGUCCUACUCUCCUCACCAGCAGGCCGGUGUCAUCUCUUCCUUGGCACAGGACUACGAUCAGGCUGAGUCUGUGCCAGACUAUGCUGGUGUCAGUGGACAUGGCUGUGCUGCCAACAGAGAUGCAUUCCUGCCAACCAGUGUGCCUGCUGCUAGCUUAGGCAUUGCAGAUUCCCCUUUUGCUAUUGUGGACUAUGGCUGUGUUGUCACUGGCCAUGGUGAACGGGCACUAGGACCCUGUGAUGUGCAUCUGCCCACUUUCAAUGAUUUCAUUACACAUUGCAACAGUUAG